Molecule: messenger RNA, 1014 nt
Organism: Aspergillus puulaauensis
Lineage: Eukaryota; Fungi; Ascomycota; Eurotiomycetes; Eurotiales; Aspergillaceae
Exons: 4
Coding region: 1-1014 (337 amino acids)
Source: RefSeq, a predicted model, not a curated record
AUGGGCAUUUUGUGGAAUGUUUGGCCGUGGCCUUGGGCGUCUCCUGUCCUUAUGCAGCAGGUUCGACAGCGAAACUACUGGGAGGACAACUACCGGAGAGUGAAACGCGAUCUGCAAGUCCAGGAGAACUUUUCAGCCUCUCUUUAUGAACAAAACCGUACCCUCAGACAACAAGUUGCAAACCUGCAGAACGAAAACAUGGCUGCUGCAGAAAAGUCCAGACGUCAAGAGCAAUUGCUGCUCGAGGCUCGUAAUGAGGCUUCACGGAAAGACAAGGAGCACCGUCAAAACUUGAAUACGCUGUAUGCCCGGCUGCAUACGCUGCAAUCAGGCCCGACCAGUCUCACAGACGAUGAUGUCCAGGAGCGAAUGCGGCGUCUCGUCUUUGAGCUGGACUCCUGGAUCAAGUCAAACUUCAGAAAUAGUGACUGGCCGGCAUAUAUUACAGAGAGGAUGGAGUUUCCUCGUACCUACCCGCAGCGCCGUGCCUGGAUCCAUGCCCAUAUCGUCCAAAUCGUAGACCGUCUGAUUUUCUCCCCGUCUCACUGCGGGAUGAGUGAGGACCCAUUCGGCGGGUGGAUUGCGGAGAUCGAAAAUAGCGUUAAGCAGACAAGCACAGAGACGGCAUUUCAGAACUGGAAAAUGGCAACAGGAACCGCUAUCGAGAAGCUGACAACGGAGCAACAGAAUGGGACUCUGGCAUUCAUCAUUGACCAUAUCGAGGAGUUAUUCCGCGCAUUAGCGCCAACAGUAUCUACGUCUCGGAAACAACAGUUGCGAAUGUUCCUGGAGGACUGCCUCUCCUUGAAGAACGCCCUUGCGCGGCAGCCGGAUAGCUUUACCUUCUUUCGCAGUCCCCCUGGGGCAGAUUUCUCCGCUGAGUCUAUGACGAGCUUCGGGGGAGAUGGGAACGAUGGAGGCACUGUGAUGCUUUCCCUCUGGCCGGCUCUUGUCAAGUAUGAUGGCGCCACCUGUGUGGUCAUAGACCGGGAACUGGUGUGGACCACAGAUUAG